UGGCCUUCUUCCCCCCACUCCCCCCUUCCCCUCUCUGCCUCCUCUUCCCACUCAUUCCUCCACUCUUCUAACUUUAGAACUACACUUCCCAGAACUCCCCGCACUGCGGCGCAUUCUGAUGACUCGCCUCUCCCCGCUACCGGACGUGACAUCCCGCUCUUUCCGCUUCAACAUUGUCGGGGCUGUGAGCGCUCGAAACUCGGAGAAGAGGCGGCACAGGGGCCCAGACAGCAGCUCUCCACCCCGACCAGCAUGUCGGUGAUUCCGCCGAACCGCUCGCAGACAGGCUGGCCCAGAGGGGUGAACCAGUUCGGGAACAAGUACCUGCCUCAGACAAAGCCACUCACCCUGGAGCGGACCAUUAACCUAUAUCCUCUUACAAAUUAUACUUUUGGUACUAAGGAGCCUUUAUAUGAGAAGGAUAGCUCUGUGGCGGCCCGGUUCCAGCGGAUGCGGGAAGAGUUUGAUAAGAUUGGAAUGAGGCGCACAGUGGAAGGAGUUCUGAUCGUUCAUGAACAUCGGCUUCCCCAUGUCCUCCUACUGCAACUGGGAACCACAUUUUUUAAGCUGCCGGGAGGUGAACUGAAUCCAGGGGAAGAUGAAGUGGAAGGGUUGAAACGACUCAUGACAGAAAUUCUUGGCAGGCAGGAUGGGGUGCAGCAGGACUGGGUAAUAGAUGACUGCAUUGGCAAUUGGUGGAGGCCAAACUUUGAGCCCCCACAGUAUCCAUAUAUUCCUGCACACAUUACAAAACCCAAAGAACACAAGAAGUUGUUUCUGGUGCAGCUGCAGGAAAAAGCACUGUUUGCAGUCCCGAAAAACUACAAACUUGUUGCCGCCCCUUUAUUUGAAUUGUAUGACAAUGCCCCAGGCUAUGGACCUAUCAUUUCCAGCCUUCCACAGCUUCUCAGUAGGUUCAACUUCAUUUACAACUGA
Staurois parvus is the source of this 936-nucleotide messenger RNA. Lineage: Eukaryota; Metazoa; Chordata; Amphibia; Anura; Ranidae. The record is from the annotation of a GenBank genome assembly.